UAUGUCACAAGAUGAUUCGAAGAGUGCAAAUUGCAAUGGGCCCGAAUUAGAUUGCGACAGUAUGAACGAAAGUUUUCUUAACGAGGAAUCAAAAAAUAAUUCCUGUUUAAAUUCGUCCAUCGAUGAGCAGAAUGAAUCUUUGAACUGUAUGUCACAAGAUGUUGUGGAGAGUGCAAAUUGCAAUAGGCCCAAAUUAGAUUGCGUCAAUAUGAACGAAACUUGCCUUAAUAAUGAAACUGUGCAAGACAACAUUUCAAAAAAUAUUCAUGAUACGGAUCCGUCUUACGUACCAUCAAACACUUCAUCUGAUGAAAGUUAUGUUCAACCUGUGAUAGAUCAGGCAACAAAUUCUGUUACUAAAGAAACUAACAACUCAGCAAAUACUUCUAGUGGAUUAGAAAUAUCAAUGUCACUAAACGUAUCUGGUAAAUGUGCCAGGGAUGACACUGAAAUGUUUGUUACAUCAGUUGGUGCGGGAAACAAGAAGCAUUUCUGCAUGUAUUGCAAAACGUUUCAGAGCAAAAUAGCUCGUCAUCUUGAAAGAGUACAUGCUAAUGAAUUAGAAGUACAAAAGUUUAAAAAUAUACCAAAAGGGACGAAUGAACGAAGAAAGAUCCUAGAAACGAUACGUAGACGUGGAGAUUUCUAUUUUAAUGUCGAUUGUGCAGUAAAUGAUGGUGAACUACUGGUAGAAAGACGUUCAAAAAAAGAAUACAACAGAACACCUUCUGAUUAUGUCGUAUGUCCAAAAUGUAAAGUUGUCAUUCUAAAAGUUACAAGCAGACAUCACUAUCGGAGAUGCAUUACGAUUAAAAGUAAAGAUACUAGAUCGAUAUCGGUUUUAGGAAGACAAGUGGUAGGACGUAUACAUAAUGAGGCAAGCAAUGAUCUAAGAAGACGAGUUUUCCCAAUUUUACGAGAAGACGAUACAGUAAAGGCUAUUCGUUACGAUGAGUUAGUAAUCGCAUUCGGUAAUCAACAGUGCGAAAAAUAUAAAACAUCUGAACACAAUGAUGCGAUGAUUAGACAAAAAAUGAGAAGGAUGGGUCGCCUACUUCUAGAAUUGAAAUGUAAAAAUUCUAAUAUUACGGAUUUUGCUUCCAUUUACUUCCCCCGAUACAGCAUUGCUUGCAUUGAAGCAAUCAAUAGUCUAGCCGGUUUAUCUUUGUGUGCAAAAUUUUAUAAAACUCCAUCACUGGCUUCUGCACUUGGAGGUUUGAUAAAAGAAAUGGGCAAAAUUUUGAUCAAUCGAUGCAUUAGAAACGAAGACGGAGAAAGGAAAUUACGUACCGAAGAUUUCUUGAAGGUAUUUACCGAAGAUUUUAAUACACGCGUAUCAAAAACAAUAUCAGAAACAAUGAGUAGAAAUUUGAGACGUAAAAAAAUUACGUUGCCUUCUAAGGCAGAUAUUAUUAAGCUCCAUAACUUUCUAAAACAAGAACGUGAAACAACUUAUAAUUCCUUGGAAGAAAAGUUUUCCUAUGAUGCAUGGCUUUCACUUACAAAAGCAACAUUGAUUUCAAUACAAGUCUUCAAUCGUCGUAGAGCUGGAGAGAUACAAAGGACGCUAAUCGAAGAUUAUAAAACUUAUCAAGGAAUUAAUUUUCAAACAAACGAUAUGUAUAAAGCGCUUUCACCACGUGCCAAAGAAAUUGCCAAAAAAUAUGUACGAUUCACCUUAAGAGGUAAACUUGGACGAACGGUACCAGUCUUACUAACAGCAGAAUUAAGAGACUGCAUUGAAAUGAUUUUAAAGCAUAGAAAGGCUGCGAAAGUUUCUUCAAAGAAUCCGUAUCUAUUUGGUCUUCCUUCGCUUAAAAAAGAUAAUCAUAAAUAUCUUUUAGCGUGUGACUUAUUACGGCAAUACGCAGUAGAAAGUGGCGCAGAAAAUCCAGAUACUCUUCGUGGAACUCAAUUACGGAAGCAUAUAGCAACAACAUGUAUUCAUUAUAAUCUAUCAGAAAAUGAGAUUUCAACGCUUGCAAACUUUAUGGGCCAUGCCGAUAAAAUUCAUUUAUCUCACUACAGACAACCUGUUAUAGAAAAAGAAAUCUUAGAAAUAUCUCAAUAUCUUGAAGCAGCACAAGGAGUUGAUAUGGAUGAAAGUGACAGUAAUGAUUCUGACUCUGGACUCUCAGAUAUAGAAAAUACAACGAAGACUACCACGAAAACUUACGAUGGCGAAAUUAAUGAGGGAGAACCAUCCGGGAUUUCCAACAAAAUUGCAUCUAAAAGAACCAUCCGGGAUUUUCAAGAAGAUGUAGAUGAAGAUGUUGAUGAACCUGAUACGUCGUCGGAUAUUAGUUACUUAGAUGAUAAUAUGGAAAAUGAUCAAAAUGUGGUAAAUGUAAAGAGAAAAAAGAAUCAGAAUCGUAAACUGAAGGAUUCUCAACAAAGAAAUAAGAAAUCUACUCACACAUGGACACCAGAUGAAAAACGUGUCGUUCUCGAUGCUUUUGGUCAUUACAUACAUUCCACUGACAAGAAAUUACCCACAUUCAGUGAAAUUGGAAAUCUUAUUCAAAAGCAUAAGGACUUAUUAGGACACCAAAAAGUGCCUGCGAUUAAAACAUGGGUACGCAAUCAAAAACAAAAAUAUAAAAAGGGGAUGAAAGUAUAAACACAGAAUGAUUUCGUUUUUAAAUGAUACCUUAGAACAUCAGCAAACUAUAACUAUUUCAAAAAAGAGCAAUACUUUGUAACCAUGAUUGAUCGCGACAAUAGCCGAGGUGAUCGGAGAAGUUGUGUAUAAUGUCCUGAUUCAACGGCCCCUGUCCCUGGUUGAGUGUUAAUAAUGACGUUAAUAUCUCUCACAUUGUCAAGCCAAACUGGCUCUUCGUUCAGCUUCCGACUCAUCCAUCAUUUCUCCUUAUGCAAAAUUUGGAAGACAGCAUGAUAUAUUGGUAUAAUGAUAAAUACUGAACAGAAACACUUGAAUCCAUCUGUACAUAAGAAUUGUCAAGAAACUCUACAAUCUUCACGCAUAAUUUGCGAUUCUUAGUCGAUAUGGACUAGAGUUUAGUACAAUCGCCAUUGAUAAUCUUCUUUAAUCGCGUCAAAAUUGAUUAUUUCGCUUUUUGACUUCGUUCUUUACUCAUGUACUUCUUCGUAAUACUUUAUUGAAAUCGCUGUGAAUACUCUGACAAACAUAUUUCCUAAUAGUUGAUUAUUUACAUAGAGAUAUGGUAAAUAACGCAGUAUAUAUAUCAUUCUAACAAUGAUCAAUAAGACUACAUUUAGCUGUACAGAAGAUAUAGUUUAAUAUGUACGUUGUUUUUUUCAUAUGAGCUACUUUUAUAUAAACUGCAGUUAACACUUCUUGUAUAACGUUUGUAAAUCUUGCAUAAGCAAGUGAUCUCAGUUCGUAAAACGUGCAAUUUAAUCUAAGUAUUUUGUGAUUUAGUUUAAUAUGUACGUAGCUUUUUUUAUAUUAACUACUUUAUAUAAAGUAUUUUGUGAUUUAGUUUAUGUACGUAGUAAAACAACGUAAUAUGUACGUUGUUUUUUUUAUAUUAACUACUUUAUAUAUAAGUAUUUUGUGAUUUAGUUUAAUACGUACGUUGUUUUUUUUAUAUGAACUACUUUUAUAUAAAAUACUUGUAUAUAAACUAGUUAACACUUCCUGUACAACGUUUGUAAAUCUAGCAUAAGCAAGCGAUCUCAGUUCGUAAAACGUGCAAUUUAAUCUAAGUAUUUUGUGAUUUAGUUUAAUAUGUACGUUCUUUUUUUUCAUAUGAACUACUUUUAUAUAAAAUACAGUUAACACUUCUUGUAUAACAUUUUGUAAAUCUUGCAUAAGCAAGUGAUCUCAGUUCGUAAAACGUGCAAUUUAAUCUAAGUAUUUUGUGAUUUAGUUUAAUAUGUACGUAGCUUUUUGUAUAUAAACUACUUUAUAUAAAAGUAUUUUGUGAUUUAGUUUAA
This is a messenger RNA of Temnothorax curvispinosus, 3921 nucleotides long. RefSeq lists its product as uncharacterized. Lineage: Eukaryota; Metazoa; Arthropoda; Insecta; Hymenoptera; Formicidae. Bases 2 to 2620 code for a protein of 872 amino acids. The record is from RefSeq and is a predicted model, not a curated record. Gene Ontology annotation, molecular function: DNA binding. The transcript is spliced from 6 exons.